AUGCUAAUUGAUACUACUCAUCGAGAUAUUAUUCAUGAAAUAGCUUAUAAUUUUGAUGGGAAUCAAUUUGCAACAGCAUCAAGCGAUCAAAUAAUGGGAGUUUACAACAAAGUUAAUGGGUAACUAAAUGAAAAUAAUCAUUUUUAAUAGAAAAUGAGAAAAGAGUGCUGAUUGUAAAUUUCAUGAUGAUCCAAUUUGAAAGAUUAGAUGGGCAGAUUCUAAAUUCGGAUAAUUGAUAGCUACUUGUUCUUAAGAUAAAGGUGUAUGUGUUUGGGAAGAAAAGAAAUCUUACAAAGAAAAUUCAACUAGAUAGAAAUAAAUAUAAGUAUAAUGGAAAUAGAGAAUAUUAAUUUUAGAGAGCAAGGAAGCUGUAGAUAACAUAUAAUUUGGUUCAAAAUCAAAUCGUUUAUUAUUGGCUAUAGCAUGCAUUGAUGAAAAAUUAUAAAUCCAUAGAGUUUAUGAGUAAAAUUAAUUCAUAAAGAAAGGUGAAGAUAUUUAAAUAAUUGUAUAUGGAUUAAAAGCAAUUUCAUGGAAUCAUGCUUUUUUAGAAAGGGAGAUGUUGGUGGCUGCAGGUAAUGCAGAAUAAUAAAAUAUCUAAGUAAAAUAAAAACAGAUCAUUUUCAUGGAGUGA
Molecule: messenger RNA, 631 nt
Organism: Paramecium primaurelia
Lineage: Eukaryota; Ciliophora; Oligohymenophorea; Peniculida; Parameciidae
Source: the annotation of a GenBank genome assembly